This is a messenger RNA of Naegleria fowleri, 831 nucleotides long. The record is from the annotation of a RefSeq genome assembly. NCBI's taxonomy places the organism in Eukaryota, Heterolobosea, Eutetramitea, Acrasida, Naegleriidae.
AUGUACUUUAAAAGUCUAACAAGUUUAUCGUCUGUUUUAUUUUCUAGCAUCUCUAAUAGUAUAUCGCAAGACUAUUUGGUUUUUAGAUAUGAUCCAUUUUUAAAUGCAGAACCGUGGGUGCAAUUAAAUAGCUUAGUGAACAAAUCUCCGAUGUUGCUGGAUAAUUUAUUUAAUAUAAAAAAUGAAAAAGACGAAAGCUUUUCAUUUAGACGUUCUUGUAGAGAAGGUAUAUGUGGAAGUUGUGCAAUGAAUAUAAAUGGUGAAAAUGCAUUGGCUUGUUUGUAUGUAAUGAACGAGCAAAUUAGCAUCUUAGUGGAUAAAAUAAGAAUUUUUCCGUUGCCACAUAUGCCAGUAAUUAAAGAUAUUGUAGUGUGUAUGAAACAUUUCUAUCUUCAAUAUAAAUCCAUAAAUCCGUUUUUAUUAAAAAAAAAUAUUUCGUUUUUUAUUAAUGAAUUUGUUAAUACUUUCGGUACAAGUAAUAAUAAUAUAAUUUUUUUUUUAGAGUUACCUAAGAAAGAAAAUUUACAAUUUGAUAGUUAUUUAUUAAACGGACUAUAUGAAUGUAUUUUAUGUGCUUGUUGCUCAACAAGUUGUCCAAGUUAUUGGUGGAAUAAAGAUAAGUAUUUAGGACCUGCUAUUUUAUUACAAUCGUAUAGAUGGUUAAUUGAUUCGAGGGAUGAUUUUUUUUUUUUUAGGCUAUUGCAACUGAAUGAUGUUUUUAAAAUAGGUAGAUGCCAUACAAUACUAAAUUGUGUGUCUUGUUGCCCCAAAGGUUUGAAUCCAGCAGAAGCAAUUAAUAAUAUAAAGACUUUGAUUACUAUAUCUAUUUAG